AUGGGAGGCUUUGACGUCUAUUGCGCUAUUUGCGGCGGAGGCCUUCGAAAGCCGUCUUGGACUGUUGAAGAAGACGACGAGGAUUCUGAGACUUAUACCUACGACCCUGCCGUGUUGCCUAAUGAUGAGGACCCUGAGCUGGGUUGGCUGGAAGACGUCAGGCUCAUUGGGGAGAACUCCGAAACCAGUGCAGAAUGCCCUAUCUGGGUUUCGGGCCCGGCUCAGGAGGACGACUGUGGAUUCUUCCAUUACGAAAUCGGAAGCAACCCUGAUCCUGCGCUACUGGAUAUAGACGAGCCUGGAACCGCGGUUGCGUAUUGGGGGACUGACGACUUGCCUCAAUGUGUGCCCUUUCACACCCAGUGUCGUGAGCUUCUCAGUCACUUUUUGGGCAUCUCUGAAGUGGACAAGACUCUUCUACAUGCUGUUUUCGGCAAGUUAGCUCCGGAUGAUGUGUCGUCUGGUUCGAGCGGUCUCAAUCUUGACUAUGGUGACAUAUCCGAGUAUAUGGGACAGUACUGGGAAGUCCAAAGAGGGGGAGAAUAUUAUGUGUUUAACCCGAUCCAAGUCAAGGGGUUGAAGCAACUAUACGACAGCCUCCCUCUUCAGAACCAAGAUCAUGCUGGCGAAGUCAAAGUAUACCGAACGGAAGGCGAUCCAUUCACAAAAUUGCCUGCUGAUAUACUACUCCUCAUCAUGUCUCAAUUUCCAGACAUGAGCCCCGUCUUGGAGUUACGGAAGUCCUCCCCAGCCUUUGCGAACAUCCAGCUGGGCAGUGGGUUUUGGAAAAAGCGUUUCCACGACGACAUGCCGUGGCUCUGGGAUAUGCCGGUAUUCCCGGACUUGGACAUAGCUGACAUCGAUUGGAAGCAAGCCUAUCACAGACUGGACCUUGCUAGUCUGUGUUCCUCAGAAAUAAAAGACAAGGUUUUUGGACUAUGCAACAGACGGAGGAUCUGGGAGCAGAUGUGUCCUAACUUUCUCAAACCGUACACUGAGCUGCAGUCCAAUCUGUUAGCUUGGGGUGCGAUGGAACCGCCCGUCCUGAGAGAUGCUUAUGAGCCUGAGGCCAGGGGUUGGGGAGGGCCUGGAAACUAUCCUUGGAAGCCAACAACUGAAACCUUGUUCGACAUGUUUCAUGAGCUUCCUGAUGCAAGGCCCACCAUUACGGCUGACUGGACAGAUGAAGGAUAUCUUGUCGACCUCCAUGCUCGAAAGGAAAGAGAUCUCCAUGCGAUCACAGCCAAAGAUAAGAGGGACAUGGUAGCCGUUCCUGAUGAUGACUGGCUUACAGGCUUCAUUAUCACCACUCGCGAGGUCGGUGUUGAAGGGGGGCAAAAUAUCCGACGCAUUUUUGGUCUUGACAUUCUCUUCGCAAAGCAGCUCCCAGUCCAACUAGGUUCGUCCGAGGGCGAUAAACGUCUCUUCUAUGUGAAGGAAGAAAACUUCGUCGUUGCGCUCAAAACGUCUCGUAGCGAUGAUGGUCUUUUGGUUCAACUCGGGCUUAUUGAGCAACCGUUGUCAUCUGCUGAAGAGAGCUCGCGAAUCGUAGACACUCUCAGGGACAAUUACAGCACUUCCACAAUAGAGUAUCCGUGGUGGAGAGAACUUCCACCUACACAUGUCCGAUUAUCUGAACCCAAAGUGAACGAGUUCAGAGUUUCCGGUUUCAAAGAUCAGGCUCCGAUGGACCUUUUAAUCCUGGGAACGUCGGACGAGGAACUGGCUGAUAUCACAUCCAUCUCUGUUGAUAUCUGCCUUGGGGGGAUUGAGGUUGCCUACGGUCAUCAGGCAAGCCGUAAAGUAGGUACCCGGCAUCAAGCUAUGAAGAGCCUGAGUAUCGAUGGCAAGGGUGGGGAGAGGAUCGUGCUGGCCUAUGCCACUUUACAGGAUGAGCCCAACUCUCUGACUAUUCUCACAAAUCGAGGUCGCACAUUGGCCGUUGGGCGAUCGUCGGGCGAGUCUGGCCGAUUGGAUGUCAUGGAUAACGAAGUCCAGCUGGAAAUCUGCGGAUUUUACGGUUGUUGGCAGUCCGUCGGCAAUGAUCCAAGUGAUAUAAUGCUUCGGAGCAUAGGCACCGUCGGUUCAGUGGAUCUCGGUUACGUCGACACAGAUACUCUGCCGGCCGUCCCAAGGGAUUCUAACAACUACACCUGGGAGCCUUCCAUGUUGCCGUCAAACUUAAGAGAGUCAGGGGCCGUAUUCGGGUCGCGUGACGACGCCAGCAUCCGGCUACCGAUGGCCAGUGUUGUCAGUAGGAUUGACUGCAGUCGGCCGCUGACGGAGAUACGGGUGACCUUGACUCACAACAGUGGUGAUCCCAUCCUAGCCCCCAUCACAGCUAUCACUUUCAAGUAUGUUGAUGGUGAUGAGGAAUCCGUUGGCCCCGAUAGAUUUCCCGAGGCUGCAACCUGCCUUGGGUGUAAGCUGGGGUCGAGUGUUCGAGAACAACUCGACUUGGUGCCGCAUUACCAUCAGCAGACUUGGAAGGUCGAUGGGAAGAAGUUGACAAGCUUGAGAAUCUGGCGUCACAGUUGUAUGAGCAUUGGUGCAAUACAGUUUGUUGUCGAGGGCCAGGUAGAGAGCCCAGUCUGGGGAUAUUGGCAAGUCGACACCAGUGCGUUGCAACUUUCUGAGGUGCGAUUCGUAGGCGAUGGCCGAGGUAGGGCUGUUGCGCUCAAGAUGUUCUUGGGCAAACUUACACGGGGUGGUUACCGUGAUGAUGAUGUUAUUGUUGGGAUACAGGAGCUGGUGCCCUCUUACACUGUUGAGAAAUCAAAUUGA
Clonostachys byssicola is the source of this 2784-nucleotide messenger RNA. Lineage: Eukaryota; Fungi; Ascomycota; Sordariomycetes; Hypocreales; Bionectriaceae. The record is from the annotation of a GenBank genome assembly.